AAUCAUGAUUUUUCUUCGAUCCUAAUUGGUAUCGUUUAGGAUUAUUUUUACAAAUUAUUUAUUAAAUCGUAGUACUAUGUUAAUUUAAGCUUUUACCACUUUUUGCGAAUAAAGUGUACUCGAUUAUGCAAUCCUACGAAGUACUAUAUCCAAGCUAUGAAAUUGUGUGACAAUUUAUAUACUGUGAAACACAAAAUUAAAGAAAAUUUGUUAAUAUAUAAAAUUGAAAAUUAUAAAAAUAUAAAAUUGAAGAGGAAAGCAUAUUAUUUUGGGGAGAAUUGUAAGAAAUACAAUCUUUUACUUUAUCAAAAAUAUUACAUAUAUAUGUAUGUACACGUGUUACACAUACAUAGAUAUAUGCACACAUAUACGCAUUGCUAUCGAGAGCGAUGAUGCUUUUCUGUCGCAUUACUCUCGUUUAUUACGUCUCCAUGACAAGUAUAAACAGCGUUGAUAGUUUUUGUAGAGAGUUUAUUCGUGAAUGAGGAAAGUGAUGCCAGAAAUUGCGAUCACUCCGAAAAGCUUAUCUUCCCUGAGUGCUUCAACGAGUUCCAGGGAAGAGUCAAACCAAUUUUUUUCUAAGAAAAGGCUGACAAAAUGCAUGCAACAUAAAUUUCUAACGUACUCGCAACUUCCUGUAAGAUGUCAGAGACCCAGUCGGUACUAUCGUCCUCCGAGGACAUUUUUCAGAUUGACUAGCUUUGCAACUAUUAAUCGAACAACUGCAAUUAACACGACGAAAAGUUGUCCGGAUAAUUCAACAUGCUCGAUAUUCCAUGCUGUUGAUACCUCGCACUGCAAAAAGAGUUUAUCCAUGAUCGAUUUUUCAUCUUUAAUAAUGGAGGCUGAAAAUAGCGAUCUUAGAUCAGACAGUAGAUCAGACAGUAGCUUCAUAGAAAAGCUUGAAGAGAAUGAUAAAAUUAAGGACACCAUUAGCAACGAAAUGGGAAUCAGUGUUGGUAUCAGGAAGUGGAUGGACGGGUUCACGACUUCAAAAUCGGAGGAAGCGUGUUGUCAGUUCUUUCAAAACCCAAAGAAAGCAGCGAAUUUGGUGUGUCAUGUACUUAUGUUAAAUGCUUGGAGACGUAGACGCAGCGAAGUUCAAUAUCUACAUGGCACAAUCGACGACUUGAGCCAACAGAUCGAACACCUGCAUCUACAAAUCGUUGUUCUGCGUCGAUUGCUCGACACGGAGAAUAUCCGUGUCAGUAAAUUGACCAGCAACGUUCAUCGUGCCAAGAUCCAAUUUGACGAAACGUCGAAGGAAAAGAAUACGUUGAAAUUGGAAAAAGUACAAAUGGAAAACGAGAUUAAGCGUUUGACCGAGCUUUGCGAGGAGAGGCUAGUCGCAGCGGAAAAUGUACAAAACGAGCUACUCACCGCACAAAAUCACCUUCAUGCGCUCGACAUGCAGAUGUCGAAGGAUCGAGAAAAACUGUUGAAGUUACGGGAAGAUAAAAGAAUACUUCUGGAAAAGGUGACGGCCAGCGAAACGUUAGCAACGGAACGAGGAAUGAGAGCAGACAAAGCUGAAUCAUGCAUGGAGGAUUUACAAUUGAAACUCGCUACGCAGACUGCUCUGGUUGAAUCUUCGCAGGAACAGAUAGAACGAUAUUCAAAAGAGUUAAAAGUUAAAGAAGAUGAGAAAAUCAAGUUGUUAAAACGUUUAAAAUCAAGCGAAGAUAUGGGGAGAAAUUUAAGCUUGCGAACAAUUUCUUUGGAAGCUCAACUAGUUGAUGGAGGGGUAGCCCUGGAACACAUGCAGGAAGCAUACAAUUCACAAUUAACGGAACUGCGUGAAUUGAAAGAACGUUUAAUGCGCCAAUCCCAAGAAGGGGGUUGGAGUAGUAGAAUGUUGCAAAUAGCUGGUAGUGUUGUACGAGCGCCGAGGGUUAUACUACGAACUUUAUUAUCGGGUCCAGUGUUAGCUUCUUAAAGAUAGCUUGUUGCUCUUGCUCACGCGUGAUUGCGCCAUGUUUCGAGUUUCAUGUUGGAACGAAGAGUUUAAAAAGAGGAAUUUCGAGAGUGAUGAUGAUGAUUGUUUGCUAAGGGAAUGGAGAAAGGGAAGAUUUUAUGUUUGAGUUGAGGGAGAAGAGUUAUGUGGUCGCGAGGAAAUCAAAGGAGCAGAGAAUAGCGUCAAACUGAUAGUAAAUUCUCGGAUAUUUUAAUUACCAAAAUUAUUUUUUUUAUUUAUAUAUUUUUUUUAUUCUCUAUACUUUCUGAUGUUACGGACUUUAUAUACAUACGUAAGCAUUUAAAAUCAAAACGGGACGUAACACUUUAAAAUAUUUAACGAUUCUAUGUACAAUAUUGGAAACUAUCCUACUAAGUUAAGGAUGGACAAAUAAAUCUAGAUAUCAUGUAGUUU
Messenger RNA from Bombus impatiens (common eastern bumble bee), 2368 nucleotides. RefSeq lists its product as uncharacterized. The record is from RefSeq and is a predicted model, not a curated record. The coding region runs from base 482 to 1936 and encodes 484 amino acids. The transcript is spliced from 8 exons. Lineage: Eukaryota; Metazoa; Arthropoda; Insecta; Hymenoptera; Apidae.